AUGGCAGACACGGACAGUUCAUACUGUACAAUGGGAACACUGCGGACACGGGCAGUUCAUAUUCUACAAUUGGAACACUGCAGACACGAACAGUUAAUACUCUACAAUGGUAAGAUGGCAGACACGGACAGUUCAUACUCUACAAUGGGAACAUUGCAGACACGAACAGUUCAUACUCUACAAUGUGACAAUUAUACUCCACCCAGUGACAUUUAUACUCCACCUAGUGGCAAUUAUACUCCACCCGGUGACAAUUAUACUCCAUCCAGUGACAUUUAUACUCCACCCAGUGACAAUUAUACUCCACCCAGUGACAUUUAUAUUCCACCCAGUGACAAUUAUACUCCACUCAGUGACAAUUAUACUCCACCCAGUUACAAUAAUACUCCACCCAGUGACAUUUAUACUCCACCUAGUGACAAUUAUACUCCACCCAGUGACAAUUAUACUCCACCCAGUGACAUUUAUACUCCACCCAGUGACAAUUAUACUCCACCCAGUGACAAUUAUACUCCACCCAGUGACAUUUAUACUCCACCCAGUGACAAUUAUACUCCACCCAGUGACAAUUAUACUCCACCCAGUGACAUUUAUACUCCACCCAGUGACAAUUAUACUCCACCCAGUGACAAUUAUACUCCACCCAGUGACAUUUAUACUCCACCCAGUGACAAUUAUACUCCACCCAGUGACAAUUAUACUCCACCCAGUGACAUUUAUACUCCACCCAGUGACAAUUAUACUCCACCCAGUGACAAUUAUACUCCACCCAGUGACAUUUAUACUCCACCCAGUGACAAUUAUACUCCACCCAGUGACAUUUAUACUCCACCCAGUGACAAUUAUACUCCACCAAGUGACAUUUAUACUCCACCUAGAGACAAUUAUACUCCACCCGGUGACAAUUAUACUCCACCCAGUGACAAUUAUAUUCCACCCAGUGACAUUUAUUCUCUACCAAGGGACAAUUAUACUCCACCCAGUGACAAUUAUACUUCACUCAGUGACAAUUAUACUCCACCCAGUGACAAUUAUACUCCAUCCAGUGACAUUUAUACUCCACCCAGUGACAAUUAUACUCCACCCAGUGACAUUUAUAUUCCACCCAGUGACAAUUAUACUCCACUCAGUGACAAUUAUACUCCACCCAGUUACAAUAAUACUCCACCCAGUGACAUUUAUACUCCACCUAGUGACAAUUAUACUCCACCCAGUGACAAUUAUACUCCACCCAGUGACAUUUAUACUCCACCCAGUGACAAUUAUACUCCACCCAGUGACAUUUAUACUCCACCCAGUGACAAUUAUACUCCACCCAGUGACAUUUAUACUCCACCCAGUGACAAUUAUACUCCACCCAGUGACAUUUAUACUCCACCCAGUGACAAUUAUACUCCACCCAGUGACAAUUAUACUCCACCCAGUGACAUUUAUACUCCACCCAGUGACAAUUAUACUCCACCCAGUGACAUUUAUACUCCACCCAGUGACAAUUAUACUCCACCCAGUGACAAUUAUACUCCACCCAGUGACAAUUAUACUCCACCCAGUGACAUUUAUACUCCACCCAGUGACAAUUAUACUCCACCCAGUGACAUUUAUACUCCACCUAGUGACAAUUAUACUCCACCCAGUGACAAUUAUACUCCACCCAGUGACAUUUAUACUCCACCCAGUGACAAUUAUACUCCACCCAGUGACAAUUAUACUCCACCCAGUGACAUUUAUACUCCACCCAGUGACAAUUAUACUCCACCCAGUGACAAUUAUACUCCACCCAGUGACAAUUAUACUCCACCCAGUGACAUUUAUACUCCACCCAAUGACAAUGAUACUCGACCCAGUGCGGAGGAUACAGAUGAUACAGGUGUGGAGAACACCUAUGAUACAGGUGCGGAGGAUACAGAUGAUACAGGUGUGGAGGACACAGGUGAUACAGGUGUGGAGGACACAGGUGAUACAGGUGCGGAGGAUACAGAUGAUACAGGUGUGGAGAACACCUAUGAUACAGGUGUGGAGGAUACAGAUGAUACAGGUGUGGAGGACACAGAUGAUACAGGUGUGGAGGACACAGAUGAUACAGGUGUGGAGGACACAGAUGAUACAGGUGUGGAGGACACAGAUGAUACAGGUGUGGAGGACACAGAUGAUACAGGUGUGGAGGACACAGAUGAUACAGGUGUGGAGGACACAGAUGAUACAGGUGUGGAGGACACAGAUGAUACAGGUGUGGAGGACACAGAUGAUACAGGUGUGGAGGACACAGAUGAUACAGGUGUGGAGGACACAGAUGAUACAGGUGUGGAGGACACAGAUGAUACAGGUGUGGAGGACACAGAUGAUACAGGUGUGGAGGACACAGAUGAUACAGGUGUGGAGGACACAGAUGAUACAGGUGUGGAGGACACAGAUGAUACAGGUGUGGAGGACACCUAUGAUACAGGUGUGGAGGACACAGAUGAUACAGGUGUGGAGGACACCUAUGAUACAGGUGUGGAGGACACAGAUGAUACAGGUGUGGAGGACACAGAUGAUACAGGUGUGGAGGACACAGAUGAUACAGGUGUGGAGGACACAGAUGAUACAGGUGUGGAGGACACAGAUGAUACAGGUGUGGAGGACACAGAUGAUACAGGUGUGGAGGACACAGAUGAUACAGGUGUGGAGGACACAGAUGAUACAGGUGUGGAGGACACAGAUGAUACAGGUGUGGAGGACACAGAUGAUACAGGUGUGGAGGACACAGAUGAUACAGGUGUGGAGGACACAGAUGAUACAGGUGUGGAGGACACAGAUGAUACAGGUGUGGAGGACACAGAUGAUACAGGUGUGGAGGACACAGAUGAUACAGGUGUGGAGGACACAGAUGAUACAGGUGUGGAGGACACAGAUGAUACAGGUGUGGAGGACACAGAUGAUACAGGUGUGGAGGACACAGAUGAUACAGGUGUGGAGGACACAGGUGAUACAGGUGUGGAGGACACAGAUGAUACAGGUGUGGAGGACACAGAUGAUACAGGUGUGGAGGACACAGGUGAUACAGGUGUGGAGGACACAGAUGAUACAGGUGUGGAGGACACAGAUGAUACAGGUGUGGAGGACACAGGUGAUACAGGUGUGGAGGACACAGAUGAUACAGGUGUGGAGGACACAGAUGAUACAGGUGUGGAGGACACAGGUGAUACAGGUGUGGAGGACACAGAUGAUACAGGUGUGGAGGACACAGGUGAUACAGGUGUGGAGGACACAGGUGAUACAGGUGUGGAGGACACAGAUGAUACAGGUGUGGAGGACACAGGUGAUACAGGUGUGGAGGACACAGGUUAUACAGGUGUGGAGGACACAUGUGAUACAGGUGUGGUGGAUACAGAUGUGGAGGACGUAGAUGAUACAGGUGCGGAGGACACAGGUGAUACAGGUGUGGUGGAUACAAAUGUGGAGGACGUAGAUGAUACAGAUGUGGAGGACGUAGAUGAUACAGAUGUGGAGGACACAGGUGAUACAGGUGUGGGGUACAUAUAUGAUACAGGUGUGGAGGACACAGGUGAUACAGGUGUGGAGGACACAUAUGAUACAAGUGUGGAGGACACAGGUGAUACAGGUGUGGUGGAUACAAAUGUGGAGGCCUAG
Mizuhopecten yessoensis (Yesso scallop) is the source of this 3630-nucleotide messenger RNA. RefSeq names its product mucin-2-like. The record is from RefSeq and is a predicted model, not a curated record. NCBI's taxonomy places the organism in Eukaryota, Metazoa, Mollusca, Bivalvia, Pectinida, Pectinidae. The coding region runs from base 1 to 3630 and encodes 1209 amino acids. The transcript has 3 exons.